AUGCCAAAGGAAAUUAUGCAGAGAACCGCUACCUUUCCAAAAUUUGAAGACGAGGAAGACAGGGUCGUGAGCGAUCAUCUCGAGAAGAAAGGACAAGUGUUCUCGUUGACAAACGAAGUUCUGAUCUCGAGCAUAAUCGACUUCGAUGAAAAUGGGGCCGACGACAGGAAAAAGGACGGGGUCGAAGAUCCGUCGAAACAAGAGAGCUUGGUGUCUCUGAUCGCCGAACUUAGCUUGGAAGAAGAUGCCGAAGACGAACGCCCGGAACGAAAAGAAGAAGAAGAAGGAGUUUGUGCGCCCGUCGAAAGCUAUACGAACAAGGUACGCGUCGGCGGCGACGACGACGACGACGAGAAAUCUCGCGGAGAUCUAUUGAGGGAACUUACCGAUCUCAAUGACGAGAUGUCGUGCAAGGUGUGCAUGGAUCGCGAUUCGAACGUCCUCCUGACUCCGUGCAACCAUCUAGUCUGCUGUGACUCGUGUUCCGUCAGGUUAGCGUCGUGUCCGAUCUGUCGUACAAAAGUCGGUGAAGUCGUCAAAGUUUAG
Anneissia japonica is the source of this 546-nucleotide messenger RNA. RefSeq names its product E3 ubiquitin-protein ligase RNF34-like. Lineage: Eukaryota; Metazoa; Echinodermata; Crinoidea; Comatulida; Comatulidae. The transcript has 2 exons. Bases 1 to 546 code for a protein of 181 amino acids. The record is from RefSeq and is a predicted model, not a curated record.